AUGCGGGAACAAAACAUCAAAAAUCUGCAACUCUUCACUUCACUGCCGGAAUUCGUAGAUCAAAAACCUGAAGCGACCGAGGAAAAUACUCAUGCUCAUCACGGACUGCUCAAAGAAGGCGAUAUUCUGCUCGAUGGUGGAAACGAGUGGUAUGAGAAUACCGUCAGGCGGCUGGCACGAUGCGCCGAGCGUGGCAUCCACUACUGCGGAGUCGGAGUUAGCGGUGGCGAACGUGGUGCGCGCCUGUCGCCCUGCAUGAUGUUCGGAGGGGCGCCCGAAGACUACGAGGCAGUGCGGCCAUACCUCGAACAGGAGGAGGGGCGCUCCUUCUAUGUUGGACCCGGUGCCAGUGGCCACUACGUUAAAAUGGUCCACAACGGGAUCGAGUACGCAGUGAUGCAGUUGCUAUCGGAAGUGUACAUGAUCAUGAGGUACGUAUUCGAGCUGGAGCUGGACACCAUCAACAAAAUCCUCGCCGAGUGGGACGAGGGUGAAGUCGGGUCGUUUCUGCUAGGCAUCACCGCAAACAUACUGCAAGUGAAAACGAGCGACGGAGUCACGUAUCUGGUGGAUAAAAUAGUAGAUUCCAGCGGCGCUAAUGGCACCGGCAAGUGGACUGUCAAGGAAGCUCUGGAUCUGGGGGUACCAGUGCCAACCAUCACCGCAGCCGUAGAAAUGAGGCACGCAAGCAACUCUUUCAGAAGCACCGUGGUCAUGUCGAACAAAAAAGUCAAGGAGGGUCACAGCAUCUCGGAAGGUGACCUCCGGAGAACGCUGCACGGGUGCAUGAUCGUCUGCUUCGCACAGGGCAUUUCACUGCUCAUGAAGGCGUCAGAACAGUUCGGAUGGGGGUUGAGCGUAGCCAACAUCUGCAAAAUAUGGAGCAGUGAGUUGACUGCUUCUAUGACACCAAUACGUGCAGAGGACGCCAUCAUCAGCUGCAAGCUGCUCACAACCAUAAGCAAAAUCUUUGCGGAGAACGAAAUCCUCGCCAACCUGCUGGAACACCCGGAAAUCCGCGCAACAAUCGGCGAGUCGCAUGAGUCGUGGAGGAAGGUCUGCAAGGCCUGCCUCAACUACAACCUCAGCGCGCCGGCCAUCAUCGCAAGCCUCCAGUACAUCCAAACCAUGUCGUCCAUGAACCUUGGGCACAACCUCAUACAGGCGCAACGUGACUACUUCGGGGCCCACUGCUUCACUCGCAACGACGGACCUGGAAAACACCACUAUAACUGGGAUCAGAGCCAGGAAGCUGCCGCGUUGUCACGCAUAUUUACGCGUGACAUUUUUGACACGGAAAUAACUCGCAUCUGUGACGUGCUUUUCGGCAGCAUAGGAGGGGGAUUUGUCGCAGACGCCACCAACGUCGUUCUCGUCAACGAAACGGAAUCUCUCGUGCUUCUGCAGACGAAAAGGAGUUUUCUCCCUAAAGUCAUUUGUGUGCUGCGCUGUCUAGAGCGCGUACAAAAGGUUCCCGUGACGGUAGACAUACUACACAUCGGCGGGACUCUUCAUCAGUGCAAGAAGCUGCUAUUCUCGAAACUGCUCAGAACGCUAUCACAGCUCCAAGCGCUCACACUGGGGCAAUCUGCACCUAAACCAGCGUUCACUCACAAAACGUUGGCGGCAAUAAAAGAGGUCGAGAAGCUACGAAACCCGACGACCUAG
Babesia ovata is the source of this 1668-nucleotide messenger RNA. RefSeq names its product 6-phosphogluconate dehydrogenase. Bases 1 to 1668 code for a protein of 555 amino acids. The record is from RefSeq and is a predicted model, not a curated record. The transcript has 7 exons. Lineage: Eukaryota; Apicomplexa; Aconoidasida; Piroplasmida; Babesiidae. Gene Ontology annotation, biological process: pentose-phosphate shunt; tRNA 5'-leader removal; pentose-phosphate shunt, oxidative branch. Gene Ontology annotation, cellular component: cytosol; ribonuclease P complex. Gene Ontology annotation, molecular function: NADP binding; phosphogluconate dehydrogenase (decarboxylating) activity.